This is a messenger RNA of Rhizoctonia solani, 933 nucleotides long. RefSeq lists its product as uncharacterized. The coding region runs from base 1 to 933 and encodes 310 amino acids. The transcript has a single exon. Lineage: Eukaryota; Fungi; Basidiomycota; Agaricomycetes; Cantharellales; Ceratobasidiaceae. The record is from RefSeq and is a predicted model, not a curated record.
AUGCGGCGAACGGCCACGGCCGUUCUUGCGGGAGGCCCUCGUGCUGGGUGGCACAACCCGUACGACCUAGAACUUCUGCGAACUGCUUCUGAAUUCUCAGCCGACGAUAAUCCUGCGCCCACUGAAUCUGCUUUAAACUCGGCUGCCGCUCAGCCUCUGGGACUCUCGUCAUCUGACUCAGCCCAAGCACAUACAGCCACUACAACUGGUCGGCGCAAAUCGAACGCUCGAGGGAGACAAAAGCCCAAGCAAGUAGAGCAGACGAAUGCUGUAAUCGACCUCGGAGCGAGCAUCAUCCCGAUCUGUACACCUGGAACAGGUACACCACCACCGCCACCACGAUCGUAUGCGUCAUCGUCUUCACUCACACGGUCGGAUUUUGAUACGGGUGCGUCGUCGCGAAUGGAAGAGGAUGAAGAAGAAGAAGAAUACUUCACCGCCGCGAUGGUUGGCAAGCGCUCCCGAGCCCUGUCGAUUACUAGCCAACACAGCACGAGGUUGCCGAUCUCUCCGCCGGUCACUUCGCCCAAUACCUCGAUGUAUGAGCUGCCAAUCCUGACCCCUGCUGUAAAACGAGCGCGGGAAGGGCGCGAGCCUGUUCGAAGAAAGAGACGUAAAACUACCUCGAGCACGGUCUCAACAUCAACACGCGGCGGGGAAGACGAGGCGGUGUCGGUUGUACCUUUAAUCAAACCACCCCAAGAAAAGCGGCCGCCCGGGCGCAAAGGGUGGAAGGGAUGGGUCAUGGUUAGCGAUACCGAGGGGUCCGAUAAUGAACGACCAGAUGUGCCUCCCAUCAUUCUCGAGAAACGGACGAGGAGCGGACGAGAUUUUGAUCAGGAACUUCCUCCGGUGCAAAGGCGGGCUAGGUCCAGGGCUAGUACAAGGACGGAUUCUGUAGCGCCACUCUCGUCGGCCAGUAUUGCCACUUGA